Messenger RNA from Suricata suricatta (meerkat), 1402 nucleotides. It is a transcript of the gene GNPTG, whose product is annotated as N-acetylglucosamine-1-phosphate transferase subunit gamma. Gene Ontology annotation, cellular component: Golgi apparatus. The annotation marks the transcript as partial. NCBI's taxonomy places the organism in Eukaryota, Metazoa, Chordata, Mammalia, Carnivora, Herpestidae. The transcript has 9 exons. The record is from RefSeq and is a predicted model, not a curated record.
ACCGUCCCGUCCCCCGUAGGGCCCGCGCCCGCCGCUGCCGCCAAGAUGAAGGUGGUGGAGGAGCCCAACUCGUUCGGGCUCAACAACCCGUUCCUGCCCCAGACCAGUCGCCUGCAGCCCAAGAGGGACCCUUCACCCCUGUCUGGGCCCGCACACCUCUUCCGGCUGGCCGGCCAGUGCUUCAGCCUCGUGGAGUCAACGUACAAGUAUGAGCUGUGCCCCUUCCGCAACGUGACGCAGCACGAGCAGACCUUCCGCUGGAACGCGUACAGCGGGAUCCUGGGCGUCUGGCACGAGUGGGAGAUCUCCAACAACAGCUUCCGGGGCAUGUGGAUGCGGGAUGGCGAUUCCUGCCGCGCCAGGAGCCGGCAGAGCAAGGUGGAGCUGACUUGUGGGAAAAGUAACCGCCUGGCGCACGUGUCUGAGCCCAGCACCUGUGUCUACGCGCUGACAUUCGAGACGCCUCUGGUCUGCCACCCGCACUCCCUGUUAGUGUACCCGGCCCUGCCCGCGGCCCUGCAGCGCCGGUGGGACCGGCUGGAGCAGGACCUGGCUGACGAGCUGAUCACGUCCCAGGGCUACGAGAAGUUGCUGAGGGCGCUGUUUGAGGAGGCCGGCUACUUAAGGACCCGGGAAGAGAGUGACUCCGUGCAGGAAGGAGGUGCUAAGGGCCUGGUGUUCCAGAGCCUGGAGACCUGCAGGGAGGCGCAUAAGGAAGUGUCGGAGGAGGUCAGGAGACUCCAGCGCCUGCUGACUGCGCACGGCAUCCCCUACUCGGCUGAGGCCGGGGGCCCUGCGGCCGGCGCUGCCCUCCUGCCGCUGCAUGUCCUGGCAGAAACCCCCAGCUCUGAGCACAGGGGCCCCGGGCCUGCGCGGGAACAUGUGACUGCAGCCUGGCCGACGCAGAGACCCACAGAGUAAAGAUUCAAGGUUUUUAAUUAAGUUCCAUACUGAUAAAAAUAAUUCCAUGAAUUCUGUAAACCAUUGCAUAAAUGCUAUAGUGUAAAAAAUUUAAACAAGUGUUAACUUUGAACAGUUCACUACAAGUAAAUGAUUAUGGGUUAUAAAUACUACCUUCUGGGUUAAGAAAAUUCAUUCCAGUAACAUCUCUAAAUACUCCGAACAGACAUAGAUUGAGGCUUCCAUAAAUUAAUCCACAUCACGUGUCCACACUGGGCUGAGGGCGCCUGCCAGCCCCAGGUCCGCAGCAGCGGGAGGCUGGAUGGGCCGCCGGGGAGUAGGGGAGGGACCCGCCUGUGCGAGCCGUCCCCACUCUGUCCCCUGACAGCGCCAGCGCUCGGCCGCCCAUCCACAGAGACACGUUCUGUUUCCCAUAAAAGACCAAAGGUCUAAGAUGUGAAACAAGUGCAUAAAUAUUAAUAAAAAUAAUUUUAAACAUUGA